UAAAUUUGUAGUUCCCCCACAGGAUGCCCCUCGCCACACGUGAAGCAUGUCUGGGGGAAACAGAUAGCGAUUCCUGGGGAGGCUGAGAUUACACACAAAGAAUGAGGAUUUAGAAGACGGGAUUACUCCAACUUCGGACUUCCCCACUGAGAUCACAAAUGACCCCGCUCACGAAAAUGACUGACUGAUUCCAUUCUGAGAGAAUUGAGAGGCAGUCUGGGUAUUCUGAAGUCGGAGAAUGGUCUUCUGCCGGUCCCGGAACUUGUACCUCGGGCUGCUGGCGUUUGUAGUGACUCAGCUAGUGAUCGUUGUUGUCGUCUUCCCCCGGAAGUGCUCCUACGUAUCUUGGUUGUGGAGAGGGUGUGUCGUGGAAAAACCCAGGUGCCCGUUGAUCUCCCCACAUCUCGUGGGUAUCACGGAGGUGGAGACUUAUGUUCCUGCGUGGAAAACCAUAGAAGACAACUAUCCCAUGUUACAAAAUGGCGGUCGCUAUCAGCCGCCUAACUGCAAAUCUCGCCACAAGGUGGCGUUGAUUAUUCCUUUCCGGGACCGUGACAUUCACCUGAAAAUAUUUCUAAACAACAUCCACGCACUUCUGAUGCGGCAGCAACUGGAUUACGGAAUUUUUGUCAUUGAUCUGGAGGAGACAAUUCCGUUUAACAGAGCCUUACUGUUAAAUGUGGGCUUUCUGGAAGCCAACAAAGUCCACGAUUAUCAAUGUUACGUAUUCCAUGAUGUCGACCUGAUUCCGGAGAAUGACCACAACAUGUACUCCUGUCCGGAGCAACCCAGACACAUGUCUGUAGCCGUGGACAAAAUGAACUACAGACUUCCGUAUGUGACGAUAUUUGGGGGCGUGUCUGCUAUGACCCGGGAACAGAUGUUGACUGUGAAUGGUUACUCUAAUCGCUUCUUUGGCUGGGGUGGGGAAGAUGACGAUAUGUACAACAGGAUAAAGUUUCACAACAUGACAAUCAGUAGGUACACGGGAGACGUGGCCCGAUACAAGAUGUUGUCUCACCGCCGGGAUCAGGGAAAUCCUAGCAGAUUUGCUCUGAUCAAAUUAGAGAAGAAACAUAACCACCAGGACGGAUUAAGCACCCUAAAAUACACCGUCACCAAGAGGGAGACGAAACGACUGUACACCUACAUCCGGGUGUCAAUUAACCAACGGCAACUUGUGCUGGGUCACGCGGGCUGAGAACUGAAGGCAAUUCUGGAAACCGACAAAUCAACGAAUGUGUUAGUGGUCGUUCAGCGCUUACAUUCCUCCCCAGUACAAUUAGCAUGCUUGUCCAGCGAUCGCUAGAGUGGAAGAGGAGUGUGGGUGUGUACUCGGAAGAACCUCGAAAGCAGAGGCAUUCUGUGUCAAUCGAGAAACUCACUGGCAUUAUAAGAAAAUGGGUGAUAGUGGCGGAUUUAGUUCAUAUCCAUUCCGAGAAACAUUCCAUGAACAUAGUAAAUAAUGAAAUAACCUA
Molecule: messenger RNA, 1478 nt
Organism: Ostrea edulis (European flat oyster)
Lineage: Eukaryota; Metazoa; Mollusca; Bivalvia; Ostreida; Ostreidae
Product: beta-1,4-N-acetylgalactosaminyltransferase bre-4-like
Exons: 7
Coding region: 239-1201 (320 amino acids)
Biological process (GO): carbohydrate metabolic process; glycosphingolipid biosynthetic process
Molecular function (GO): N-acetyl-beta-glucosaminyl-derivative 4-beta-N-acetylgalactosaminyltransferase activity
Source: RefSeq, a predicted model, not a curated record